Messenger RNA from Gastrolobium bilobum, 1363 nucleotides. Its product is annotated as zinc finger protein WIP3-like. Gene Ontology annotation, cellular component: nucleus. The transcript is spliced from 2 exons. Gene Ontology annotation, biological process: anatomical structure development; regulation of gene expression. Gene Ontology annotation, molecular function: DNA-binding transcription factor activity. The record is from RefSeq and is a predicted model, not a curated record. Bases 27 to 962 code for a protein of 311 amino acids. Lineage: Eukaryota; Viridiplantae; Streptophyta; Magnoliopsida; Fabales; Fabaceae.
UACAAAACCAGGGACUCUAUCUAAAGAUGGGUUUGAGGGAUUACAAUGUAGAAGACAAAAAUCUAUACCUUCAAACCCCUACUUUCAUCGAAUGGCUCAAACCAUCUUCCUCUCUAACUAGUUCACUAUCAUCAUCUCCUUCUUCUUCCUUAACUCAGCAUGAAACUAUCCAGUUUUUUCCCAUUUUAAAUGGAUUCACCCCUGGAAAGCCCUCUGAGGAAGACCAUGAAGUGCAAAAGGAAGGUUUUGAAGUAAAAGAAGAAAAGGUGGAAAAGGUGACUGUGGCUUUGCACAUUGGAUUGCCUAACACUACAGAAAGUCCUGAAACUGAUGAUGAUCAGAAGAAUGUUUUACAUGUUAAGGAAGAAGAAGAAGAACCCUUGAAGAAAACCUUCCAUGGCUGUUCUUUUAACAAGGAGCGAAGGUUUUGGAUACCAACUCCUGCACAGAUCCUUGUUGGACCGAUGCAGUUUGCUUGCUCCAUAUGCAGCAAGACCUUCAAUAGAUAUAACAAUAUGCAGAUGCAUAUGUGGGGACAUGGGUCCGAAUUUAGAAAAGGACCAGACUCACUUAGAGGAACACAACCAGCUGCAAUGCUAAGGCUACCAUGUUAUUGUUGUGCACAGGGUUGCAAGAACAACAUCAAUCAUCCAAGAGGAAAGCCCUUGAAGGACUUCAGAACGCUACAAACCCACUACAAAAGAAAGCAUGGGGCAAAACCAUUUAUGUGCAGAAAAUGUGGGAAAGCAUUUGCAGUUAAAGGGGAUUGGAGGACUCAUGAGAAGAACUGUGGUAAGUUGUGGUAUUGCACUUGUGGUUCAGAUUUUAAGCACAAAAGAUCUCUUAAAGAUCAUAUUAGAUCCUUUGGAAAAGGUCACUCCCCACAUCCUUCUAUUGAAGCCUUCGAGGAUGAGAAAGAAUCCAUUACCGGGUCUGAUGAAGAUGAAGUUGCUCAUACAUAAUCAUGAUCUAACAUGUUUGUUGCUUUCCUUUACUAUAAAGUAGUAGUAACCGUAGCAAAGCUUGGUCACUGCGCUUGUGCUCAGUAACAAAAAAUUCUCAACAAUUGCUGAGGCAUUAAAAUAGAGAGCGGUUUGCUACCGAGCACUUGCAGGGUGGUGAUAAGCUAGCAGGGAAAGAGAUAUAGACGAGUUUGCUUUGUGGUUAAUUAAUAAGAUGGUUUGUACCAAAUAAAAAAUAAAAAAUAAGAUGGUUUAAGUGAUGAAGCAUGUGAAUUUUCUUCUCAUAGCAACAGAAGAGAAAAUUUAUCCGCUUCGUUACUAAACGCUAGUCCUCAUUAAUUUGAGGACUUCAGUACAGUUGUUUUAAAAUCUUUUUAACACUUAAAUGUUUAUUGAAUGUU